Nicotiana tabacum (common tobacco) is the source of this 1185-nucleotide messenger RNA. RefSeq lists its product as uncharacterized. The record is from RefSeq and is a predicted model, not a curated record. Lineage: Eukaryota; Viridiplantae; Streptophyta; Magnoliopsida; Solanales; Solanaceae.
CAUGCCAUUUGAAAUAUCCAGGGCAGUUCCCCUACUGAGCAAAUUAAAGUGUGUUUUCAUAUAAAAAAUGGGAAGAACACCUUGUUGUGAGAAAGUGGGACUCAAGAGAGGCAGGUGGACUGAAGAAGAAGAUGAAAUCCUCACUAAAUAUAUUCAGGCUAAUGGCGAAGGAUCUUGGAGAUCACUACCCAAAAAUGCUGGGUUACUGAGAUGUGGAAAGAGUUGCCGACUGAGAUGGAUUAAUUAUUUGAAAACUGAUUUAAAGAGAGGUAACAUAACUGCUGCUGAAGAAGCUAUAAUUAUCAAGUUACGUGCAACUUUGGGUAACAGGUGGUCUCUAAUAGCAGAAUAUUUACCAGGUAGAACAGACAAUGAAAUAAAAAACUAUUGGAAUUCUCGUUUGAGCAGAAAAGUAGAAAGCUUAAGGAUUCCAAGUGAUGAAAAGUUGCCACAAGCUGUUGUAGAAUUAGCCAAAAAAGGAACACAACAACUAAACAAGCAAAGACGCAGGCGAACAAGUCCAUCAUCAAAGUCUAUUGCUUCAAAUUUAUCGAAACCUGAUCAUUCAGUAGCGGAGUCAGAAUUUUCAUCAAAUAAGACUAUAGUUCCUAUACCCUCAACGCCAAAUAUAGAGAAAGAAGCCUUAUCUAGCACCAUAAAUAUUACUACUAGCUCAUCGCAAGAAUGUGGGAAUAAUAUUAUAGCAAGUGGAAAUAAUAUUGCCAUAGAGCUAGAUAAUGAUCAAAUGCACUGGCGUGAUGGUAUCGUGCUAAUGGACGAGAAUGAAGAGCUAGGCCAAGAUUUCAUUUUCAGUUGUUUAUGGAACGGCGAAGGAGAAAAUUUUGAAAUAGUCGAGAAUAACAAUAAUAAUAAAAUACUAUUAAGUGAAGAUGACAAAAUUAUUGUUAGUGAUGAAACAAAAACAUUUAUGGGGGAUUGGGAAUAUUUGUGGGCAAGUGAAGAAGCAGAGCAAGAGAACAACUUGUCAAAUAAUAAUCAUCUUUCAUCUUGGCCGUUGUGGGAUAGUAAUGACACUGCAGGGCUGCAACAAAACAGCACGAACGAAGCAAUGGUAGAAAUUGAUUAUCACCAUAGUGACCUUGUGGCUUGGCUUUUGUCUUAAUUAGGAACUACUAUUCAAAUUUGUUGGAGUGAAUUUGUUUUCUGUUUUUUUUUUUAUGUAUG